UCAAAAGUUAUAACUAAUAGCAACGAAAAUCUAUUAUCUUUAAUAAUAAUUAAUUAUUCUAUUAAUGUAAAGUUGCUUAAAAUAAAUUUUUGUUUUUAAUUAAUAGACUAUGAGAUAUAUCAUUAUGUACUCAAUCUCGAAGAACACUUUUUCAGCAUAGAUUUCUAGACGCGUAUGGGUUUGGGGUUAUCCAACGAGUUUAGAUUUAUUGGCGGACUAGUUUUUGAAGUGAAUUAUUAGUAAAGUUAACCUGACUAUGUAUGCACAUUUUCUGUAUUUCACAUUCUUGCAAAUCGUAUUUUCCGAAUUUUACACGAAUGAAGAUGGUGUUAAACUUGAAUUCAUCAUAAACUUUAAAAACAGAUGCGGUUCCAAGAAUGAAAUUUUCGCAAUUCUACAAACACUGUCCAUCACCCAGUGCGUUGUGGAAUGUAGUUUGCGGGAGCACUGUGCUGCUUUGAAUUAUAGAAGACUUUUCCACAUGUGUGAACUACUUUCUGUGGCGGAGGAAGGUGAAACUAUAACUAGAGGCUGUAUUUUUAUUCCUGCGUCUGAUAUUAAUGUCUUACAGAAUCCCUGUGGUGUGUGCGGUGUUGGUAAGGUGUGUGAUACACUUAGUCAAACAUGCGUCUUUAAAGAGUGUCCAAUAGCAAGAGUUCCGGAGAAUGGACAGGUACUUGGCAAUACUAAUGAAAUUGGCGCAAUGAUUAAGUAUGUAUGUGACGAUGAAGCAUCUGAUGGGGCCAUGAUUGCUGUCUGCCUGACCAAUGGACAAUGGAGUACAACUGUCAACUGCUCCAACGCCUGCGGAAAUCCUGCAAACAUAUCUAAUGGAAACGUAGUUGUGAAUAGUAGUGCCAUAUAUCAGAAUACAGCAACAGUGACCUGCGAUCCUGGCUACAAAGGAAGUGUUGAUACAAUCAGUUGUACUACUUCAGGCAGUUGGGAGACCGUUACCUGUGACCCAAUAUCUUGUGGAAACCCACCAUCUGUAAUAGAUAAUGGAAUCAUCGUCUUGCAUUCUGGCACAAUGUACAUGGAUACCGCGUCGGUGAUCUGUAAUACAAACUUCCAGUCUAGUUCCAGCACUAUCAGUUGUACAGCGUCAGGCAGUUGGGAGACAGCUUCAUGUGUAGCAGUCGAUUGCUACAUAAAUGAUGUCUGGGAUUAUGCUGGCACGAAAAACAUUACAGACACCGGUUAUGAUUGCGAAAGGUGGGAUAACCAUAUUGGCGAUUGGAAUAUAGAUGCUGCAUACCUUCCGGAAGCGUCAUUAUCGGAAGCCGAAAAUUAUUGCCGUAACCCAACAAGCGAACAAUGGAACAUCUGGUGUUUCUCCUCCCGUCCAAAUGUAGAAUGGGAAUACUGUGACAUUUCACGUUGCUAAUUGUUAAAUAUUGUCUACAUUACAAGUAGUCCAAAUAUAAAUAGUGCUAAUCUUUCUCCCUUUCCUCGUGCCCUUUCUCAAUAGCAACGUGUUUUCUUUUACUCUACCGCUUUUCAGAGUGUAUCACUUGGCAUUCUAUCGAAAUCGCCAUGUUCCUAUCGCAUGCUAAGUAAAAACGGCGGCGUAAGAAUUUAAUGUCUCGAAAAGAGAAAUUUAAAGAAGCGAAAGGUAGUAAAUUCAGCGGGUUGUAUUUAACGAACUGUAGUAAAAGUUAACACCCCUUUUCUUUUUUCUUUUUGUUUUUCUAUAGUAGCGAUAUACCGGUAGUUCUUUAUGAGAAUAUAAGUCUCCAAAAAUCUGAUAUGCUAGAAAAUGUCGAAAAACCGUAAUAAAGUAAGAGGAUUUUAUAUGAAAUAAAGAACAGCCGGAUUUAGUGGUGUUCAGCCUUAAAAUAAACGACUGUCACUUAGCCUCUUCAGACAAAAUGUCGGAUACUGAUAGUGUCACAUGCUAUAUACAGUCACACUUGCAUGUCAUGACCACCCUUGGCAAAUGAAGGUAAUGGUCCUUGUUGAAAAAAGGUCUUUCAACACAGGUAAAUUUACACUAUUUAUUGAUAAACGGGAAGAAAAAUAUUCCACCACUGCGAAGAACAGGUUUGUACUGGUACAGAAUCAAGGAACACUGGUUAGGUUAACUACCAGCCGUUACAUAAUCGAAACUUCUAAUGCUUACAGUACGAUUUGGCAAAGGAUGCUAUUAAAUCAAUGUUAUAUUAACAAAGUCGACCAUCUCGAGAAAUGUAAUAGUUUAGCUUUCAUUACAUAAAUCCUUAUCCUACCAUCCACAGAAGGUUCCUGGAACGUCCGCCACAACGGCUUAUCAGAGCGACCUGUGAUUUAUACAUUAAGUUAGAUGGGUUUUAUUUUAUGUUCACUAGUAUGAAUUCCAGUUUUGAUAAAGUUCAUUAUUGUUCCUACAAUAAAAUUUAUUUUUAAUGAUAUAUUUUUAUAAACGUAAGCCUUACUAUUCUUGCUUUCAAAUUUGAUAUCAUAUAAAGGUUACACAACACUAAAUAGUAUUCCCUAUAUAUUCUAUAUAAAACUGACAUUUUUUAAAGAGCUACCAAACAUAGCUAGACUCAUUUUAGAGAACAAAUCCUUACCUUAUUUUAAAGAGUUAUGAUAAAACUGAUAUAAAAUGAAAAGAAAAGUAUGGGUCAUGUAUCUUCUAAGCGUGUUUUCUCUUGUCACAUUUGCUUAUUGUAAAAUCACAUCAAAAUCAUACUGCUGUGACCUGGAAGUACUACUCGUACUAGAAUUGAGUUUCACUUCACCAAAUACAACCUCCUCUCCCAUUUAUUCUACCAAAAUGUCAAGUGAAAAAUUAGUGCUCAAAAACCUUUCCGCCUUUACGCGAUAGACCAGAUGGCCCCCACGCUGGUUCCUUUACUACAGUUAGGCCUAUAAAUCAUACAAUGUGUGUUAAGGACAGAAACAACGUUAGUUUAUCAGCCUUUUAUUUAGCGGAUAAUGCAG
This is a messenger RNA of Mercenaria mercenaria, 2925 nucleotides long. RefSeq names its product prothrombin-like. NCBI's taxonomy places the organism in Eukaryota, Metazoa, Mollusca, Bivalvia, Venerida, Veneridae. The transcript is spliced from 6 exons. The record is from RefSeq and is a predicted model, not a curated record. Bases 257 to 1387 code for a protein of 376 amino acids.